UUUUAGAAGUUAUUCAAAUUAACAUUGAGAUUUUAAGAUGGAGGGGAAGUUCAGUGUUUCACUGGUGGAGAAUGAAAUCUAUGAUGCUGUCACCGGGAGUGAAAAAUUAUAUCUUGACCGACAUUAGGUAGAUAUUUAGAGUGAGAGAAGAGAGAGAUUGAGAUCUGAAAAUCGAGAUCUGUGUCAACCGAAUGAACCUUCUCUUCUCCACCUAAUCUCCGAGUCGAAAUUCUCCACUCACUCAAGCAUGGCUUCCAAGUUGUUAAUGAUCACUGUGUUUAUAUUUGAUCUAAUUGCUUUUGGUUUGGCGAUUGCAGCCGAGCGCAGAAGAAGCACUGCAAAGAUUGAGAGCGAUGCAGAACAGAAGUUUGAUUACUGCGUGUAUGCAUCUGACAUUGCGACUGGGUAUGGAGUCGGUGCCUUGUUAUUGGUGAUGGCUAGUCAAGCUCUUAUCAUGGUGGCCAGCCGUUGCUUCUGCUGUGGGAAGCCUCUCAAUCGUGGAGGUUCACGCUCAUGCGCUCUUUUCCUCUUCUUCAUCUGCUGGGUGUCAUUUUUCAUAGCAGAGGUACUCCUGCUGGCUGGUUCAGUGAGGAAUGCUUAUCACACCAAGUACAGAUCGUCCUUCCGAGGAACAACGCUGUCCUGUGAGACAGUGCGGAAGGGCAUUUUCGCCGCUGGAGCAGCCUUCGUCUUCUUCACCGGAAUAACGUCUCAGUUUUACUAUGCUAACUAUUCCCGGGCUAGCAGAAAUGGUGCAGCAACCGGUGCCAAUGGGGCGGUUGGCUACACAUGAUCUGAGCAGCUCUCUUAUUUAGUCCAUCCCACUGGCAAACUUCUUUGAGUUCCAUAUAUAUAAUAAUUUCACAUGUUGUCAUAUCCUUUUACAUUGGGAGUGGCAUCAUAAUUCUUGUGAUCUCAUACCAUUGAAACUUGUUUCUUGUUUCCUUUCCUUCAUUGAGUUUAAGAAAUCAACUUAUGUUUUUUACAUUCUUCCUGUCAUAUUUUAGUUUGAUUCUCAUUGAGUUUAAGAAAUUAAUUUUUGUUACUGUAAAAACAAGGCCGUGUUCUAAAAGGCAUGUAAGAUUUAACAUAAUACUAGGCAGUCGGCAGUCAUGGACCCGGGCCGGGCCGGGCUUUUUUUUGGGAAGGAAGGCCCGGGACCGGCCCGGGUAGCCACCGGGUCCGGGCGGGCCGGGCCUCUGGUUUAGUUAAAAAAAAAUUUUGGCUUUCCUAACCCCCCCCCCUCACCCCCCCAAACCUCCAAACCCCCCAAACCCCUCCUAACCAUCAAGCCCAACCCGGGUGGAACCCCAAAAAAUGAAAAAGAAAAAAAAAACAAUUCGGCCCGGACCCGGGCCUGACCCGGCCGGGCCGGUUCGCCAAAUAUAAGGCCCGAGCCCGGACCCGCCCCCCCCCCCCACCAGGCCUAGGCCCGACCCAGACCUGAGAACCGGGCCGGUCCACAGGCCGGGCGGCCCGAACCGGGUCCAACACUAAUACUCGGCAAUACUCCCUAGUUACUGAAAGUUAAUAUCAUGACCACUUUUUGUCUUUCUAUAAAAAAUCACAUUUUUACUCAUCCGUAUGUUUUUUCUUGAACAAAAGUAAUUAUUAUUAUUACUCCGUAUUUGACAACACUUGCGACUUUGAUUCAAUAUUAGCGUGAUUGAUAUUUGAUAAGAUCAAAUUAUAACAACAUAAUAGUUUCAUAAUGACAUUACUUUACUCCUAUUUAUGGAAAAAAAAUAUGAUAAUUCUUAUAUCCAAGUCUCCUAGAACAAUAUAUCCAAGUCUUAAUCCCAAAAGCAAAAAAUAUGACAUGUUGCUUUUCUCCUAUUUUGAGAAUUUUCAUUUUUAU
This is a messenger RNA of Cuscuta epithymum, 1858 nucleotides long. The record is from the annotation of a GenBank genome assembly. NCBI's taxonomy places the organism in Eukaryota, Viridiplantae, Streptophyta, Magnoliopsida, Solanales, Convolvulaceae.